AUGGCUGCGGUGUGGAAGAUGAUUUGGUUCAUGCCCCUCUUGCUUGCCGUCCAGGCACAGGGCGUUCCCGGAGAGGACCCACUGGCUCAAUGGCUGGAUGACUUGAAGUUCAAUUUGCAGGAUGUGACACAGGAGAAGGCAGGCAUCACUGUCACAGCAUCGAAACUGGUUUGUCAGAACUUGCAGCUGACAGACAUCCAGUCAGCAGUUAAAGGUGUUGGCAUGUCGGUUACUCUGAACGGUGUUGGCAUCAAGUGCACCGGGCACUUCGAGUAUCAGGGCUUGGCCAUCGUGAGUGGUUCAGGAGAUCUUGAGGCAGUCGUGAAAAGCAGCCCCUCUUCUACGGCGACUGUGGCGUUGCAGGGCGGGAGCAUCGACAAGAACGUACCCUGGACUGUUGAUGCUUCUAGCUGCUCCGCUGAUAUUGACUUUAAGAUCAAGUUCUCGGGCUCGAUUAUCUACUUCAUUGUGAAUCUCUUCUCUACCCCGAUCUCUUUGCUCAUCAAGUCACAGGCAGUUAAGCAAGCCUGCGAUCAGCUGAAGGAGAUGGCAGCUGGCCCUCUUUCGAAGAAGCUGGCUACUUUCAAUCACCUGAUGCUGCCACCAGGCUCAACAACCCUUACAAGCCUCUUGCUGGAAGGUAGUGCGGUGGAGAAAGCGGAGGAAGUCGAGGGCCUCAAGGUCACCUUCGACAGUGUUGCCGAUGACAUGUUCCAGGCCCCGGAGGUGGCACAGGCCCAGGCCCCGAAGAAUUUUCGCUAUGACCGGAGGCUUCAGGAGGGCUCGGGCGCCCCUACCGUGGACUGGAGCCGUGACCCGUCUGUCAGCUGGAUGUCUUGGUUAUUGGACGACGUCCUUGGCCCAGAGAAGAUGGAUCAGGCCCUCCGCUGGGCCUGGAAGGGCGCCAAGUCGGUGAACAUCCCGGGGCCCGAGACGCCUGUGGCAGUCAGCACCAUCCAACAGCCAGAUGCCGGCCUGGAGCUGAAGGUGCAGGCUUUCCUGAAGCAGGCCGUGAUCGAAGGGGCCGAUGGCAUGUCCGCCUUCACCCCGGUGCAGGCCAUUGGCCCCAACGACCUGCGCUUCAAGAUCAGCUGGGGUACGCCGGACAUCCCAGCCUUUGGCUUCGGCGUAGAUGUUCGUGUGAAAGUGGAGGCCAUAGAUCUGCAAACCAAGCAGUCGCAAGGUUUGGUGGAGCAGGAGAUGAGCCUGCACCUGGCACUCUUGAAGCCUUCUCUAGAUGCCACUGGUGAGAUCCUCGUCCUGGAAAGUGAGUGGCCAGGCCAACAUACGCUGGCUCAGUUCCUGGUGGCACCUCAAGCAUGCCUCACCAGCGUCUUCAAGUCGGCACCUGCCUUGAAGAAGCUGCAGGUGCAGUUUGCCGGCAUCGCAGCCCCUCUGAGCUUCCAGGCGAAGACUGUUGGAGCAUUGGAGGCCUCUUUGGCUGCUUUGCUCAACAACGGCGUGGCCUUGUUCAACAAGGUUUACGAGCCACUGCUUCCCGGUGCGAUCGAGCGUUUCGCAGGCUCUGAUACACUCAUCGGGCAGCUAAACGCCAAGCUGAAGGAGCAGCUGAAGCCGGGACAGUGCAUCAGCCCGUCCAUGGCAUCGCAGAAGGCGAGGCAGACGGUUCCACAGUACUACAGCGACUGGCCGCCUAUUUUCGACAACUAUCUGAGGAAGUGGAUUGACAACUUCUUUGAUGGCCUGAUUGCCGCAAACACCACCACGAUAAACCAGGGCCUCUCGGACAUGCCGAAGCUGCCUUUGCCUUUGGAUGCGAAGUUUUCGUUGAGAGAGUUGCAGGCCACAGGUUUGGAUCAGGUGAGCAACCUCCGUGUCCUGGUCCCAUCUGAGACACACAGAAGCUGGCUGGGAAUGAGCGCCGUCUCGAAGUGCCCGAGCCCCCAGGCACCCUGGCGGCCCACCUUUGCCGUGAGCGGCUCUGUGGAGGCCGGGAACUUCAAGGGCAACGGCUCCGUUAUCACGGAGAUGCCCUGCGGCACGGCCGAUGCGCAACUUGACGUAGAGAUGGACUUGUGGGCUCUGCUUGACAUGCAGCUUCCGCCCAGCAUGACCUGCGCCCUCCUGUCACCCUUUGCCCACCUCGACAUCGAGACGUUGAGCGCCACUUGGACAGGAAAUGGCAACCUGAUCGUGAAACCAAUUGAUGGACCUCCACAAGAGCCCCUGAAGCAGCUUUGUGAGUUGCACCCUCGUCUAUGCGAGCUGGCCGUCAAGUUCCGCAAGUACGUCUCCACCACAGAGGGUGCCUCCCGUUUGUACCACUUGGCCCGUGAUGUAGUCCUGGCGCAGUGCACGGACCUGCCCAAGUUGUCUGCAUCGGGGCAACUCGGGGCUCUGCCGAAGGAUGCUUUAGGUUACACUUAUGUUGCGGCUGACAACAUGAAGCUUUGGCUUAUUAGCGUCCUGAUUGUCAUGGGCCUCUCUGGUACAUACAGCUUUUGUGCUCAUCUCGGAAAGCUGGUUCGAAACGAUGACUGCGGUGAGGUGCUGCCAACGACACCGGUGCCCUUGGCCACAAUUUGCUGGUUCGGGAGGGCACGCUCCCAAGUCGGCAUCCCCAAGACAGCGACGAUUUGCACUUCCACGCUUAUGGCUGCUGGACUUGUAGCUCGCAUCCUCGCGUGCUUCUGGCUGCCCUUUGCGGCGGCUGGUAUGGGGGUCACUCAGGCUUCCGGUGCCACCAUCUUCCAGGAUGAUGCCUUGUUGGAGUACACCUUCUUCGGCAUCGGCGUGCAGUUUGGAGUUGGGGGCUCCUUGUACUGCGAAGCCUUGUGGUUCUUCAUGUCGCUCGUCUCCUCAUUAACCUCCCAUGCCAUUCUGGUUCUUGUUUGGCUGACGCCUUUCCUGGCCAAGUAUCGCCGACAGCUGCUGCUCCUUGCGUUGGUGCUGGGCCGUUUCCCUUUGUCUGAGAUGGAGACCACCGGCAACACUGCCAUGGCCUUGGGGGGUGCGAUUCAGAUGCCUUUGGGCAUGACGCAGACUCUGGGCCUGGGCCUGCAGGCUGGUGCCUAUGCAUCUUGGUUCUCUUCGGUCUGCAGCUUGCUGGCUACCCUGAUCCUGCUCAAAGUCCUGCCUCGGCCAGUGAAGGAGAAAGAUUGGGCGGCAGGUAAGGCUCCGCUGCAGGUCACAGCCCUGCAGGGGCUGGCGAGCUGCGCCAUGAUUGCUGGCAUCUGCAUGUGGUGGUUCUGCGACUUCAUGCAGGCUGUCACUGGAGGAGUUGCCGGCACGCUCAUCGACCCAAUCUCUUUGAGUGCGUCAAGCUUGGGCAAGACCGACAUGGGGCUCAGAAUUAUGGUGAUCUGGACCGGAAUUGGCUGCCCUUUCCUACACAUCGUAGCCUUCUUGCUUGGUUUGUCGGGAAAGGCUCCUGGCAUCGCAAGGAGCUUGGCUGGCUUCGCUGCGACCUUCUGCCUCUUGGACCUUUUCGCGCUCGGGUAUUUGAUCACUUUCAUUGAGGGGGUCAACGGCUUUGCCUCUUCGGCGAUCCGUGGCCUGGCGCCAGCAGUCUGUGAGGUGGCCAAGGAGGCAGUCGGGGAAGACUGCCUGACUAUGCAGAUCAAUGUGGUCCCCCUGGGCACCAUCGGCUUGCUUUUGGCAGCAGGUGCGUGGAACGUCCUUUUCGGUGUGCAGGUCCUUGGAGUUGGCCAGGGCAAGGACAAGCCAGAAGUGCGACAACCAUUGGUAGAAGCCGGGAGCGUGCCUUCCACAUUUCAGGAUUGCAGAGACCCGGUGGCGACUGACCGGCGCCUCGUUAUGCCUCGCCCUGAGGCUGGCUUCCAGAAGGCCUUGGAUGAGAUGGACCCGGCUCAGUGCACCGCCCAGGGUCUAUGCGCCACGCAGUUUUGCAGCGCCUCGGAAUCAGCGCCGGCCUGCGACCACCACCGCGGCCUCUCGAGGACAAGUCUUUUGCAGAUCCUUCGAUUGAUCUCAGAGCAGCUGGCAGAGGCUUGGGAGGUGCAUGAUGCCAGGACGUACGAGGAGAAGCUGAGCGCCACCAUGCCAUAUGUGGAGGACAUAUUGAGUCCAACCAUGCAAAACUUUGGCUUUUCCACCGGAUGGCCAGGCUCCUUCAUGGAGGUGAUCCGUUCUGUGUCCACAGUGCGCAACCGAACUGGAUGCACCAAAAUUGCGGCAAUGCUUGAUGAGAUGGAUUCGCUGCUAACAGGGCAGCGGCAUGAGCCUGUUCAGGCCGAGCUUUGA
Molecule: messenger RNA, 4224 nt
Organism: Symbiodinium sp. CCMP2456
Lineage: Eukaryota; Dinophyceae; Suessiales; Symbiodiniaceae
Source: the annotation of a GenBank genome assembly